AUGCUCAAGGACUGGUCGGGGGUCGACCGCGACGGCGUCAUGCGCUACGUCAAUGGGUGUGCGACGUACGAGGGCGGCCUUGGCAUGAACCCGGGCCUUGAAGCGCAGGGCGGCGUGACUCACUGCGGCAUGGCGUCACUAGCGCUCUGCGGCCGUCUCGCGCAGGGCCGCACCAACAAGACGCCGGACAGUUGCUACGCGUUCUGGGACGGCGCGACGCUACAGAUGCUUGGGUUCCACAACCUCGUGGACAUUCCCAGCGUCCGUAAGUUUGUGCUCUCGUGCCAGUUUCCGCACGGUGGCGGGAUCGCCAAGUUCCCGAACACGUAUCCCGACGUCAUGCACGCCUACUACAGUCUUGCGUGGCUCAGCAUCGCGGGCGAGCAUGGCUUGUUGCCGCUUGAGACUAAGCUGCAGGUGCCAUUGCCCAAGAAGCCGUCGCAUCAUUAG
Molecule: messenger RNA, 450 nt
Organism: Saprolegnia parasitica CBS 223.65
Lineage: Eukaryota; Oomycota; Saprolegniomycetes; Saprolegniales; Saprolegniaceae
Exons: 3
Coding region: 1-450 (149 amino acids)
Biological process (GO): protein geranylgeranylation
Cellular component (GO): CAAX-protein geranylgeranyltransferase complex
Molecular function (GO): CAAX-protein geranylgeranyltransferase activity
Source: RefSeq, a predicted model, not a curated record